Austrofundulus limnaeus is the source of this 6802-nucleotide messenger RNA. RefSeq names its product sickle tail protein homolog. Gene Ontology annotation, cellular component: cytoplasm. The record is from RefSeq and is a predicted model, not a curated record. Lineage: Eukaryota; Metazoa; Chordata; Actinopteri; Cyprinodontiformes; Rivulidae.
GAGAAACAGCUUCAUGACCAACUUUCACUGGAUGGAAGGAGCACAAUCUGAAACGGGCUGAGGAACAACGAGGACACAAACAACGGGACAGCACUGCUGAUGAUGAGAAUGAAACCCCAUCACAAACAGCAACACCGGUAGAAGAAGCUCCUGAAGAGACGGGAAAAUGAACAGAGGAUAAAAUAAGACAUUAAUAAUUAAAACCUGACAGGAAAAAAAAUUAUUUGAUCUUCAGUUCCACUUCUUUUAUUCAAGAAAAAUAAUAAACGAUUAAAAGAGGAGAGGCAGACUAACAAAGACAUCAACUCAAGUUUGGAAAAGAAAAAAAAGGUAAAGAAAGCAGAGACUUGGAGUAGACACAACCCUGGGAUAUCGUACCGAUUAAAGAUGUCCAAGUCCUUCUCCCAUCUGGGUCGAACCGGACCUGCAGGAUGUAAGAGCCACAGUUUGAAGAAAGAGCUGCACAGCAAUCCUGCCUGCAUGUUAAGGAUUGGAGAGAGGCUGAUGAAGGCGGGCAGCGAGGGCAACCUGGUCCACAAACCCACGAGCACCCAGAACCAGAGCCAGACGUCUUCAGAUGGCCUGCAGCACAAACACCAACAAGUCCUGAAGGAACAGAACACAAAACUUACAGCAAACAACUCCAGGAAAGAUCCACACUCGUCUCCCAGCACUUUACCUCGGAGCUACGUCUACAGCUCCACUCCUGCCAGCAGAGAGAGUCAGCACUCUGACAUGGAGAGGAAGAGGGAGGUGUUCCUGGAGCACCUGAAGCAGAAGUAUCCAAACCAUGCUGCCAUCAUCAUGGGACACUCAGACAGCAUGAGGGACCAGGUGAGGAGUAUCCAGUCCUCAGGUGUGGUGGGUUUGGUGGAGGAACAGGACCCCCUGGCUUUGGAGAUCAUGGCUGAUGAAGAGGUGAUGUCUCCUUCAGCCCACUUUCUACGAGGCUGCAGAUCCAGAUCAAGUCUCCCUGCAGGUCGCUUAAGUCAAACACGAGACAGGCCUAAAGGUGUGUUAUACCUGCAGUAUGGAGAGGAGACAAAGCUGGUCCGGAUGCCACCACCGGAGGAAAUCAGCUGUCAGGACUCUGUGCGGGCUCUGUUUGUCAUUGCGUUUCCCGACCAGCUCAACAUGAAGAUGUUACAGUCUCCCAACAUGGCCAUCUACAUCAAGGACACCAACCGUAACAUUUACUACAACCUGGAGGACGUCAGAAACAUCACCUCUUCUUCCUGUCUGAAGGCUUAUCAUAAAGACCCAGCGCAGGUCUUCAACAGACAUGCUAACGCUGAGGGACGGAUUUCUAAAGAGGUGUUGUACGGCCGCCACAGUCCAGUCCACAGGAGGUCAUCAGGCCGCAGCACACUGCAAGGCCUGCAGGGAUCUAUGUCUCCUCCCUUGGUCCGCUCCAUGCCCUCCUCCCCAUCCAGGAUGGCAUAUGGUGGAUGGGGUACACAUGGAGGGAAAAGAGUUGUUGACCCAGGCAGCUCUGCAUUACCCAGUAACCAGCUCUCAGGGGGAGGCCAGUCCAGCGGUCCUGGUACCAGCACCACCAGCACCAGUGCUAUUCUGGAGAGAAGAGACAUCCGACCUGAUUCAGAUGCAGACCUCGGCAGCAGUAAAAGCACGGCCUUGGUGCUGCGUAAAGACGAAGGAGCCCAGUACUCUGAGUCUUACUCCUCCUCCCCGCAGGAAAGAGGAGUUCGGCUCAGGAUCUCCUCCUCCCUGUGCAGCGCCCCUCCCAUCCUCACCACAGAUGCAGUGGAUUCUGGAGUCCUUGGAAUCCCAGGCGGGCUGCAGCAGUACAGAGCCUCUGUCAAACCUCUGAUGGGCUUCGGGGAAACCAAGGAGCACCAGACCCGCUCCAUCCACAGGCAGAGGAGUAGGAAAUAUGGAGACAGUCAGCUUCCUGCAGUGGGGAUUCAAACCCCACCCCCUUCGCCUCACAGAGUCAGUGAGGGCAGAACGCUUGAUGGACAAAUGGCUGGAAGCAUUGGUCAAAUGUCUCCUGAGAGAAAAUCCUCUCUUCGCCGCUCCCUGAGACGCAGCAGUCACGGCUUCCCAGUGGAGAUCCUCAACAGAGACGGCAGCUUGUCUUCCUCCAUGUCCCCUGUUUUCAUGGACAGUCCUCAGGGUCAACUGUUUCACCCCCGGGGGACACCAAGUUAUAUCCAGAGUGAGAGAAUGAAUGCCAUGGAGGAGCAGAUAGCCAGCCUAGCUGGACUGGUGCACCAUGCUCUGUCUAUGGGGUCAGAUGUUUCAGGAGCUAAGGAUUCUGUCAGUCAGAGUUCUGGAAACAAACAUCUGAACAACCAGCUUGAGAGAACUUCUGACGUGCAGAACCCCAACGCUCUGAUGGAUGUCUUCAGCCCCCCUCCACCAGCCCUUCAGGACCCUCCUUCUGACCGAGGCUUGAGGCAAAGUUUGGUUUCUGCAAAAAGAAAAAUUUGCGAACUGCGACUGCAGCUCAGUCAGCUCAAGUGUUUACAGCUGUCCAACCUGGAUAGUGUGAGUUCCAUGCUGCGGAUGGCAGGUCAGGAGCUGCUGAUGCUGAUGGCUGAAAGACUGGCUCAGGCUGAGGUGGCAGCUUACAGCCAGAGAGCUGAGGUGGAGGAGGACCGGGUCCAGUAUGUGUUCACCGAGGAGAAGCUCCUCACACAGCUCAGUGAACUGGAAGGCUUCGUGGAGUAUCUGCGCAGCUCUGUAUCCAGUCCCGUCCACUCACCGGUCACAAUGAAAGAUGUGGAGGAGGGAGCAGUCAGCCUGCGCAGGAUUGGAGAGGCUCUGGCCAUCCUCAAAGGUGAGUUUCCGGUGCUGCAAGCAAAGAUGCGGUCGGUGCUGAGGCUUGAGGUGGAGGCAGUGCGUUUCCUGAAGGAGGAGCCUCUUAAGAUGGACUCCAUGUUGAAACGGGUCAAAGCUCUGACUGAAACCCUCAGCUCCCUCCGCAGACAUCUGUCAGAGUCAGCCACCUCAGCCAGGUCAACUCAAGUGGAGUCUUUCAGAGUCUUAGACCAGGGCCUUCCAAACGCCCAGAAUCCGUGCAGCUCUCCCAAACCCCAGCCUCGAUACUCCAUCAGAAGCCCCCUGCCUAUGAGCCAAGCUGACGACAGCUUCUCUGAAGCUCACAGACUGAAAAGCGCAGCAGUGACAGAGGUUCAGCUCUACCAGCACCUCCACAACUUUCCACUGACCCACGAACACGACUCACCUACAGGGGCUAAGACCGCAGAGAGACAAACUCCAGAGGGCAGUUUGAGUCCAGAAACCAGCAGCGUAAAUCAGUCCAGGACCACCCAAGAAAACCAGCCACCUGACUGCGAUUCCAGUCAAACCCAGCUUCUUGGUAUCCAAUCAGACGGUCCUCUGACUGGCUCUGUCUCAGGACCAGUGGCUCCCCUGGCCUCAGAACCAGACCAGGACAAACCACAGAAUGGGACAACACAAGUUUCUCAGUUUCCCGCUGCUGCAGAGCCACUUCCUGUAGGGUCUCCGCGCACCGAGCGCAGCUGGAAGCCGCAGGUGGAGAAACCCCGUCGCUCCGGUGUAGACAGCGACAGGAAGCAGAAUCAGGACCGGGUCAAGGUUUUUCCUCCGUUCAGCGGGUCACGUGAGGUCACGUCAGGAAAGUCACAGGUGACCCACAGCUCCACAGAACCUGCUGGUGCUCAGAAACUUGGUGAUCAAGCUGCUCCUCAGCCCAAACCUCCCCGUCAGUUACAGGAAGUCCAACCCAAACCCCCGACGUCUGAUCCUGCUUCCUCCCGCUCAACGUGCACGAAGGAAGGGGAGGGAAACGAGAUGAAGAAGCUCCAGGCCUCUGCAGAAUUGUCAAAUAGAAAUAAUCCACCAGAUGGAUUUAAGCAAAACUCAAAAGGAAAAAGAAAAACAUCUCCAUCCAAAGUGUCCAAAGCAACAUUUACAAACAACUCCAGUGUUUCAUCUGACAAACUGAAAGAUUUUCACCGGGAUGGGUCAACAAGAGGUUUUAAACACACAGAGAAGAAAGUGAUGAAACCAUUGUCUGCACUGAUACGAGCAGUAGUGGAGGAGCAGAUCAGUCCUCCUGGAGCUCCACAGACUUCAUCAGUCUUGGAGCCUCCUUGUGUGUCUGUUCAAACAAACACAGAAGAGGUGACUUCACAGAAAAGAGGGUUUUUAAAAAACACUCCUGAUCAAACCAACAAGGAUAAAGUUGAACGCAUACCAAACACAGAUGUUGCAGUAGUUGUUUCUCUACGAAAAGGUAAAAGUCAAGCAUGUCCUGAACCACAAAACCAAACGGCCAACAGCGAAGCAGCUGAGAAGUCAAAUUUAACAGUUUUGAUCACUUUAGAAAAGAAACCCACAGCCAAGCACCGUGAUACAGAGCCUUUACCAGAUCUUCAGCAGAACGAGUCCCCUUCUACUACAGCCCCAAAACCUCUACCUUCUUCAUCCAGCAAGCAGCAGAACCAGGAAGAAACUGUUCAGGUUCCCAAGGUCCAAUCCCUGAGCAACGAAGAAGAAAACAGCCUGAGAUCUGAUAUUUGGAUCAAGAGGGAUCCAACUUCUCCUCUGUCGACUCAUGACUCUGACUCGGGAGUCUCCAAGGUCAACACUGGGACUAAGUCCAGGAAAGAAAAGACAGAUAACAUGAAUGACUUCAUACCUGUGAACAGCACAGGUCAGCCUGUGUGUUUCGGCCACAAGAACCAUGGGUUUGAGGACAACGAUGAGUCAACUUACAUGAGCAGCAUUGUUGAGUAUGAGGAAGACAUGGACCGUGUUUUGGAGAAAACAGAGACAACAUGUAACGGUGAAGAAGAGGGUGUGAGGGAAACUCCUUUUGCCAACACCAGGACUGGGCAAGGUCCUCCUGACAGCCCAGAAAAUGGUCAAAACUCACCCCGGCCCUCGGUACUGAACAUCUCAAACUCUGAAAACCAAAUCCAGGAUCAGACACUCGUGAAGAUGGAAGCUAAAAGUAUAUUCAAAUUCAAGUUUCCCAAAAACAAACUGGCUGCACUUAGCCAGGCUUUUCGACCAGGAACAAACAAAAUUGCGAAGAAGACUCCAGAACCUGCCGUGGCAGAGAAGAAGAUGGUGUCCGACUGCAGACCCAUCAUGGAGACUGAGAAGCAAACUAAAGAAUCCAAGAGCUCCGAGCUCAGCCCUGACAAAGAUGCCUCAGCCAAUACAAGGCUUUCAAAAUCCAAUGCCCACGUUGAAGCUCUGUGCAAGGGGACAUUUCAGUCCAUCAACAGCUUAGAAGAGUCCAUCAAGCAGUUAGAAAUCAGUAUGGAUGCUAUAACAAGCCCCCCAAACCCCACCUCUAUCGUCUUAUCACCGUCUGACCAUCAGAAUUCCUCUCAGGACCCUUCAGUUGGAGCUCCAGCUAAAGACAAACACAAAAGGGAAAGAAGCUCAUCCAAAAGAUCAGCCACUCAGACCUUCAGGAACCAGAAUCCACCUCAGACUAAAAGAGCCAAAGCUCCGUCUCCACAUCACUCUGGAAGAACCGGGUCCAGGAAACAGAGCUCCAGCAGCACCACAAGCCCCUCUGCUCACCAAAACCAAACUAAAGUCCGGACUUCAUCAUCUGGUUCCUCAGAGAAGAGGCCAGAGGGCCAGCAGCAGACCUCCCAGAAACCACCCAGCCAGCCUCAUCAUGCUGCCUCUGCACGCUAACAUCAGCCCAGACCGGUGAAAGCUUCAGGACCAGCACCUCUUCAGAACCAGCACCUCUUCAGAACCAGAACCUCUUCAGAACCAGUACUUCUUCAGAACCAGCACCUCUUCAGAACCAGAACCUCUUCAGAACCAGUACCUCUUCAGAACCAGCACCAGCUAGUCUUCACCCCACCAUGUUCUCUGACAGCCUCCUGAUUUAGUUGAUGUGAAAUAAAAACUUUAGAUUGUCAUGCCAAAAUAGAAGCACAACAACCUGACACGUCACUACAGGAGGUGUGGCUUCAUGUGGGCGUGGCAUGACAUAGACACACCCACUUUGGGCGCAUCACCUGAAAAAUAACUAGAAUUUAUUUUUUGACACUUUAUUAAAAUAGGAACAAUAGAAAAUUGAUCAAGACUACCAAACCUCACUGAAAAAUGUUUUUGAUGUUUCAAACAUUAUUGUCUGUGUGCUGACAAUUGUUUGUUUUGAUAAAUUAUAUACCUGGUGUGUCUGAAGCUGGUUCUGUUGGUCCAGUUGGAUUGGUUUGUUUGUAAGAACAUGAGAUAUGUCCUCAUUGACCUGAUUUCAGGACACAAAUGAAAAAUCUUUUUUUUAUGGUUUCCGAGUGGAAAUUUUGAGAGUCUGAAUUGAUGAUGUACGAAAAAUACCCAGAAAUUUAUUCAUCUUUUUUUCUUCUAAUUUGUGAGAUGUUUGUAAAACAACCUUUUUGGUCUGACCAAAGCAUGCUUGAUUUUCUUAAAAGCACAGAGGAUUUUUAACAACCUAAUAGUAAAAUAUUACUUCAUGUUUUCAAAUACCUGCAUUGUUAAAAUCAGCUAAUUUAAUACAUCAGCACAGGCUUUUCUAACCCUGAUGAAAGCUGUUAUCCAUGUAAAGUUCCUCUCAUUAAUAAUGCAAAACAAACUCAAUUCUUUGACUGAAUGAAAAAUAACAGUUAAAAAAAACUUGUGAAUAUUUAUCCUGUCCACUGAAUAAGUUCGCACUUUUAUUAAACAUUUGUUUAAAGCCUGAUGUCAAUAUCUACAAAGAAAUGAAGAACUGACAUCAGUUUUUGUGACAAGUUGUAACCUUUCGCUCAGUUCAGUGUAAAUUUAAAAAUAUUAAUAAAAAUAUUGGAUUUUAAAA